This is a messenger RNA of Fragaria vesca subsp. vesca, 843 nucleotides long. RefSeq names its product methylesterase 3-like. Gene Ontology annotation, molecular function: methyl indole-3-acetate esterase activity; methyl salicylate esterase activity; methyl jasmonate esterase activity. The record is from RefSeq and is a predicted model, not a curated record. The transcript is spliced from 2 exons. Lineage: Eukaryota; Viridiplantae; Streptophyta; Magnoliopsida; Rosales; Rosaceae. The coding region runs from base 1 to 843 and encodes 280 amino acids. Gene Ontology annotation, biological process: jasmonic acid metabolic process; salicylic acid metabolic process.
AUGGAGAGCAACAUGAGGGUUGAGCAUUUUGUGCAGUUUCUUUUGUUUCUUUGUUUAGUAGGAACCUGCGCUUCGUCCCGAUCUGAUCAUAAGUACAGCUUUGUGCUUGUUCAUGGAGCUAAUCACGGUGCAUGGUGUUGGUACAAGGUCUCAACUCUGCUGAAACAGUCAGGCCAUAACGUUACCACUCUAGACCUUGCAGCUUCCGGCAUUGACCAAACCCAGAUACAGCAAGUUACUUCUGUUGCGGUUUACGUUGACCCCUUGAUGAAGUUCAUGGAGUCUCUCCCGCCAAAGCAGAAGGUUGUUCUGGUUGGCCACAGCAUGGGUGGAGUUCCCAUAGCUCUUGCCAUGGAGAGGUUCCCUCACAAAAUUUCUGUUGCGGUUUUCGCCACAGCUUCCAUGCCUGGUCCUGAUCUCACGUACGUUGCUAUUCGUCAAGAGCUUGGCCGUCAUUUGGAUUUUGUGGACUCUCACUUCAGGUUUGAUGAUGGUGCUUCCAAACCUGCAACCUCGGUGCUUCGCUCUCAAGAAAUCCUUGCCCCAUUCUUCUACCAGCUAUCGCCACCGGAGGAUUUGACACUAGCGCUCACACUUGUGAGAUAUGCGCCGACUGUUAGAGAAGACCUGAAAUUUACAAAGAAGAAAUAUGGAUCGGUUCGUAGAGUAUACAUAAUGUGCGAUCAAGACCUUGUAAUUAAGGUGGAUGUUGCAAGGUUUAUGAUCCAAAAUAAUCCUCCAGAUGAAGUCAAAGUGAUAAAUGGUUCUGAUCAUAUGGUCAUGUUCUCAAGACCACUGGAGCUCUUCUCCAACCUCCAGCAAAUUGCUGAGAAGUACUCCUAA